Messenger RNA from Solenopsis invicta (red fire ant), 3990 nucleotides. RefSeq names its product homeobox protein Hox-B1a. The coding region runs from base 646 to 2082 and encodes 478 amino acids. The record is from RefSeq and is a predicted model, not a curated record. Gene Ontology annotation, cellular component: nucleus. NCBI's taxonomy places the organism in Eukaryota, Metazoa, Arthropoda, Insecta, Hymenoptera, Formicidae. The transcript has 2 exons. Gene Ontology annotation, biological process: regulation of transcription by RNA polymerase II. Gene Ontology annotation, molecular function: RNA polymerase II cis-regulatory region sequence-specific DNA binding; DNA-binding transcription factor activity, RNA polymerase II-specific.
GUCUCACCUGUGUGCAGCUUUCCGCUACGCUAGUCCACCUCACCAGUCCACUCCAACGACCCAUGUUGGACGGAUCGACUGCACUAGUGUCCGCACGGAUUAUUUUUGUGGACAACGGUUAACGUUUCGUAGUACCCGCGGCUUGGCAUCGUUAAUUAUUCUCGGAAAACUUUUAAUUACUCACUUUCAAAGAGUAUUAAAUGCAAAUUUAGAUCUUGCAUAUUUGCUGUAAAAUUUUACAAAACUGCAUACUACAACAUACUUUUCUCGUGAUUUUAGUGCAUACUUGUGACAACUCGAAGAUUUAAUAUCUAAUAUUUAGUUGCUUUUGUGAUUUUAUAUUUUGUGAAACCUGUGAACAUUAAUCGUUUCAAGACUUUAACUCAAAAUUUGCCAAAUACUAAUUAAUUCUGUGCUUAUCGCGAAUUUGUUUAACGGGACAAAUUAAAUGUUUAUUCUUCUGUGGUAUUUAUGUAAAAGCAAAGGAUUAUAAAUUUUUAUAUACAAUGUUGAAAUGAUCAUUUAAGGGAACAGUGUACAAUUUUAGCCAUGAUGUAAAUCAUCUCCUUUGUUUCCACUUGGACAGUACGCAUCGGAGUUGCCGAAACAGUGGGUGGUCAAUUGAUUCGUCUCUCCGUUACGAGGAUGAUGAUGAUGGACAUGGGCAUGUACGGGACCUAUGGCAAACCUGACUCAUAUCCUAACUAUGUGUUCUCGGGUCAAGGAAAUCAUCACCAUCAUCACCAUCACCAGCCUUCAUCCGUCGGCGGUCACGUGUCUGUGCCUCCUUCCCCGGAGGUAGCUCCAACUCAUUAUUACCCCCAGACUGCAGUGGCGCCAUAUUCUUCAUCGUCUUCCGAGAGUUUCCUAACUGCCGAUUCGGGCACGUCGUCCAGUACACCACCUCAAGGCUUCUACUCCCCGACGGGUGCGGUUCUCCACGAGAAUGGCUCUACCACGGCGAUAAUUUCCUCGGAAAAUGGUUUAAGCUACACCAAUCUAGAUUACGCGACGUCCUCAUCGUAUGCGAAUCAACAGCAACACACAGUAGCCUCGGUAGACCCGCAUCAAAAUUAUCACGUUCAACAGUCUGCUUAUCGAGAAGAUCCUCAUCCUCAUCAUCAUCAUCACCAUCAUCCACCCGGUGGUAGCAGUCUCCAUCAAACCACGGUACCCCCAACUAGUCAUCCGAGAACGGAACACGAUCAGCAACUCCAUCAUCAAUCCUCUAGUCAUCACCACCAUCAUCAUCAUCAUCAUCACCACGAACCCGAUUACCCAAUAGCAGUUGGCGGGACAUCGAAUUAUCUUCAUCAACUGUCCUCCUCGGACGAAUCUUUGCAUUAUCAGACUCAGAUUCAACAGAACGAGUUUUCGACGCAUCCGCCGGGACAUUAUAAAGAAGAGAAUUCGGACACAGCUACCUAUCAUAUUUUGCAGCAAUCCAGUCACCUUCAACAUCCCCAUCAACAUGGACAUCAUCAUCAGCAACAGCACUCGCACGCGCAUCAUUCGCAACAACAGCAACAACAGCAACAGGCGCAAGUACCCACGUACAAGUGGAUGCAGGUCAAGAGAAAUGUACCUAAGCCAGUCGCGACGAAAGCAAAUCCUAAUGUAAUUGAGUUUGGUGGUGGCGCAGCCGCAGGAUCGAGCUCGUCCGUGUACGGAAGCACCGCCAGCGGAACAGUAAGCUGCAUUGCCGGUUCGUUAGCCGGUAUCGCUGGUAAUUUCAACAAUACAGGCCGUACGAACUUUACGAACAAACAGCUCACCGAAUUGGAGAAGGAGUUUCACUUCAAUAAGUACCUGACACGAGCGAGGCGCAUCGAGAUCGCUUCAGCGCUGCAGCUUAACGAGACACAGGUGAAGAUCUGGUUCCAAAACAGACGAAUGAAGCAGAAGAAGCGUAUGAAGGAGGGUCUAAUACCGGCGGAUAGCACAAACGUGACGCCUUUGAGCGGUGCCAGGAGCAGCAGCAAUUCCCCGACGGGCUCGUCCAGCCACGAAAUCGGCGGUCUCGGCUUGUCUAGCUUUCCCAGCGACAACAGUAGAGAAUCACCUCCAUCUUCCAAGGAUUGACGCGACUUUUGCUGCAGUAACGAACGGCACUACGGUCUAUGAUUCGACAACUAGUAGAGCUCGGUCUAUUCGACUAUCGAAGCUACAAGUUUAAUAAGAAUCAUGACAAUUACUGCAGCCUCGAGUCAUUUUCUAAUUCACUAUUUCAGGCUGCAUCAUGAAUAUGUAAUACGAUGAAGGCGUUAAGACAAGUAAUGACAUUCUGUAUCCUGAAAGUAGAAGUAUGUGAUAUAUGUAUAUUCGGGACACAUCUAUCUUCCCGUUUCUAAACUAUAGAAUAUAACAUUGAUUGUGCUCUAAUUCCAUCAUAUUAUACGGAUCAUACGAAUUUAGAAAGGGCAAAGAAAAAUUACAGCUAUAAAAAGGUGUCGAGAAAAGUUUCAUAUUAUAUAACGUUGCAUUCCGAAUUGUCCUUUCGGAAAAUCGUCCCAAUUUUCACUGCUUUUAAUUAGUGCAUUAAAAAUGAUAGAUUGUAUAUUAAUUUCGCGUAUUAUUUAUUUUGCGUUAUCAUAGUUUUCAAUGCGCCUAAAAAUUGUAAGUUUAAAUUCUAUGUUUCCUCACAAUUCACGUUCUCUUCAAGGUUACCAUGUAUCUCAGUUCACAUAGCGAUAUUUAUAAGUAUAAAGGUAAAUGCUAAUGAUCGCGCGAAUUGUUUAUAUAUUUCUAGUUAAUUUUUUUAGAAACUUUUCAGAGUAUUACUCUUGCGACGUGUACUUUAAUAAAUAUAAAUAUUACAUUAAUCUAAGUUCAAACUGUUCUUAAAUGACAAUAUUUUUUCGAUAAUUUUGUUUAACGUUUAAUUUUCUCUAUCAUCUUCUCAACUGCAAAAUUUUAAUUCACUGUACAAUUGUAAAUGAAUUUCUAAUUCAGCUAUGCAAAAUGAUAUUAGACUAUGUCACAUUUUCAUGUUAAAAGUAAGAAGAUAGCAAUUGAAUACUGUCAUCCGCUUAUUUCUUAACCCUUCCAGUAUCCUACGAUUAAUAAAUUGUUUAAUUAUUUAAUUCAAAAAACUUAUAUUUUAUUCAAAUAACUUAUGUUUUAUAUAUUAUUAAGAAAAUGAAAUAGGUGCUUCUCGUAUCUUUAUUUUGAAAUUAAACUAAGAAUAUUAAACUAAAAAAUAUUUCAAAAUAUGUAUGCCCAAUUCGAUACUGGAAGAGUUAAUUUGAUCUUACUGUGAAAUAAUUAUGAUAACCUUAAAAUUUACGUAACAACCUAAAUGUCAAAAUAUAUGUAAAAUAUCGCUAUUCAGAAUAGAAAACAUAUUGCAUCAAUUUAAUUUUUAAAAGAAAAGAAAUUUUUAUGAACUAAAUAAUUUAUAAUUGAUUAUUUUUUUUACUGUAAGAGAGGAUCGAAACAUAAAUCAAUCCUAAAGCGCCAAAUUGGUCUAAUCUCAAUAUAAUAAUAUUUAUCUCAACGCGUGAUAACAAUAGUAGACAGAAAUAUAUAUUCUCAAUAAUUACAAAAUUUUACAACUAAUUUCCAAACCGAGAUAAUUCAAUAUAAAUAUAAUAAAUUUUCUCGCCCAACAGCGUGUAUGUAUUUAUAUGUAAAUAAUAUUCUACGCAAACUCUGGGCCAAUAAAAUUAAUCACAAUACGUAUAAAUCUCCAUAUAAACUGAAAUUUAGAAUUAAUAUCCAGAACAAGGUGUUAAGAAGUUUCAAACUUUUUAUCGGCAAAUUGAUGAAAAUAACGGCUAACGUGAUUACAACUGAACUAUCAAGUGGAUUGAAGGUUCGCACGUUUAACGUAUACAAAUUAGCAUAAUCAUACAUAUUUAUGUGAGUUACAUGGUGGUCCAUUUGAAUGCUCCGUACCUAUAAAGACAUUCCUAUUAUGAUAAAAUGUCAUUAGUCUAUAAUACCAUGUAGACUUCUGUAGAAAGAAUAAAAUAUUAUUGUACUAACUAA